Messenger RNA from Eruca vesicaria subsp. sativa (arugula), 273 nucleotides. NCBI's taxonomy places the organism in Eukaryota, Viridiplantae, Streptophyta, Magnoliopsida, Brassicales, Brassicaceae. The record is from the annotation of a GenBank genome assembly.
AUGGGAUUCCAUGGUUGCGACACAUGGGAUCUUCCAAAGUCUCUUGCUUCUUACAUCCCACCCUUCCAUGAUCUUACGAUCAGUGCGUUCGCUAGUUCUGCUUCUUCCAACGGAUUGGUUUUGAUGGUAGGAACUGGUUAUGGCUCCUUUGUUGGUAAUCCAUUAUUACAACAGUGGGUUGAAAUCACUUCUUGUCCUUAUGAAGCUUCUGCUAUGUUUGGUUUGGUGACGCGCUUGGACGAGGACAGAGUCGUUUUGAUUUUAAAGUCGUAA